AUGGCCGACAUCCCCGGACUCGACGAAUUCGCCCAGACGCGCGGCGCCGACGACCUCUUCGACGAUGAGAUCAUCCCUGUCCCCGCGGAGGAGCAACAACCCAUCAUCGAGCCCGAGCCUCAACCUCAGCCCCAGGUUCAGGCCCAGCCGGAGCCUCAGAGCCAAGUGACAGUGAGCGAGAAGGAAACUGGCGACUGCGACCGUGAAGCAAGCUCAACACCGGCUCACAGCGACUAUGCGCCGCGAUCGCGAGGCGUAGAGCGACGAGGGAGAGGACGAGGGAGGGGUGGGCGCGGCCGAGGUGGGCGCGAGUCCAGCAGUCGUGAUACUGGACUGGGCUCUGGAUCGAGACGACCGAAUUGGGCGCUGAAUGACCCUGGCGAUGCGAGCGUUGAAAGCGAGGCCCAGCCUCCGGCUCGUGAAAGCAAGACGGAGGAGAAGACGGCUGAGGCAUCUGGGGCAGCUGAAAAGGUAGAGGAGCCUGCCGGGGCUCAAGAGGAUGCCAGCGCGCCUGAAGCGCCCCGGGUACCAGCUGUCCGUGGGGAUAGGAGUGCGACUGGGGGCGUUAAGAAGCCAAAACUCACAGAAGAAGAGCUAUCCCGACGCAUCGCCGCUGCGCGCGAGAAAUCCGCCAAGGUCGCCGCCGCGCAUGCCCGCGCAGAAGCAGACCAGGCAUCGUUCAUGGAGCGCGAAAAGGUAGCCGAGAAGAAACGGCGCGAGGAGCGCGCAAACCGCCGGGUCAUGGAUAACGAGCGAGAGCGCAAUAGGUUGCGGAAGAUGGAGGCCAUGAACGGACGGGAAUGGGACGCCGAUAAGCCGGAGGAGCAGAGCGGGCGCGGGGGGCGAGGACAGUACAGGCGGGGCAUGCACGGUGGCGUUUCUGGGUAUACCAGGCGUGGCGCUGAAGAGUAUCAGUCUCAGGCUAGUGAGGAGGCGGAGGAUGGCUCUCAAUCGCAUGGGUCUGAACACGGAUACCGCGGUCGUGGGCGUGGAAGGGGCCGUGGGGGUCGCGGACGGGGUGGUCAUCGUGGGGAGAGACCUGAUGCGCCCUUACACGAAAAGGCUGCGCCGCCUACUCCGGUCAUCAAUAACGAGGAGGAGUUUCCGUCUCUGCCUGGCGGAGAAAAGAAGCAGCCGGGGGAGACCCCGAAUCUGCUGUCGCCUAUCUCGGGUGGAGGCGGGACAUGGGCAGACCAAGUUGAAGGAGACGAGAAGUGA
Aspergillus mulundensis is the source of this 1218-nucleotide messenger RNA. RefSeq lists its product as uncharacterized. Bases 1 to 1218 code for a protein of 405 amino acids. Lineage: Eukaryota; Fungi; Ascomycota; Eurotiomycetes; Eurotiales; Aspergillaceae. The transcript has 2 exons. The record is from RefSeq and is a predicted model, not a curated record.